AUCGAUACAGAGCAAACAAAGUACAGUUACGUACAAGUAGAAAUGAACAGUGCGGAAUCGAUAAAAUAAGCAAUAACUUGGUGCUGAUUUAUGUAUACAUUCUGUCUAACAUCCGGGUAAUUUAAAAUCGUUCUUGCAGUGGUGGUGACCUCCCGUGGUAGAUGGAAUAUUUGCAGUUGAACCCGGCGUAGUUUCGCGAUUGUAACAACGAUGAAACGGUCGUACCAAGAAAUCAUUGGUUAGCUGAUACACUUUGUGACUCGUUCGGACCCGUCAGGACGCAAAGUGCAAAGUUACCCCGAUGCUUCUGCGUGCUGGUCUGUUGUGUGACGUCGUAUUGUCUUUUAAUAGUCAGCCCCUGUGACCGGUUUUUCCGUAGUUAAAGAGGCCCCGUUGCACGUCGAGACGCGCCCUCGUCCGACCUUGAAACCUAUAAUCGUUCAGAGCGUUCGAUGUUCGAAACAUCGUCUGGAAAAACUGUGAAUCGUGCUCCACAGGUUCGACUCGUUUUGUUUUCUUCGGCGCCUCGUUAACGCGGAGCAACAGUGAAAUGGCGAAAAAGACGUACGAUCUGUUGUUCAAGUUACUGCUCAUCGGUGACUCCGGAGUCGGCAAAACCUGUAUAUUGUUCAGGUUUUCGGACGAUGCCUUUUCCACAACAUUCAUUUCUACUAUAGGUAUCGAUUUUAAGAUCAAGACAGUCGAGUUAAGAGGAAAGAAAAUCAAAUUACAAAUAUGGGAUACAGCUGGUCAAGAAAGAUUUCAUACUAUUACUACAUCAUACUAUAGGGGUGCAAUGGGUAUUAUGCUUGUUUAUGAUAUUACUAAUGAGAAAACGUUUGAAAAUAUUGUCAAAUGGUUAAGAAAUAUUGAUGAACAUGCGAAUGAAGAUGUAGAAAAAAUGAUAUUAGGAAAUAAAAGUGAUAUGGAGGAGAGACGCGUGGUCAGCACAGAAAGAGGAGAAGCGAUAGCAAGAGAGCAUGGUAUCAGAUUUAUGGAAACAUCUGCAAAGGCAGACAUCAACAUCGAUCGUGCAUUUAGUGAAUUAGCAGAAGCAAUAUUGGAAAAAACACAUGGAAAAGAACCCCAAGAUGCUCCUGAUAGAGUAACAGUCGAUCGAAGAGUGGAAAGAAGUUCUAAUCGGUGCUGCUAAUUUUAUAUUAUUUAUUUUAAUGGCGCAUAAUAAACUAUAUAUCAGCUCGUGCCACUCAAAAUAGAUUUGUGGAUAGAUUUAGAGCAUAAUUUAAAGCAUAAUAGUAUAAUUAAACUCUUCACAUCACUGCCUAAACAAAUUCAAUUCAACUUAUUUGAUAACUGUUGAGAGAAAACGUUUUACUCGUGGUAUAAAAGGAACAUCUCUCGUUUGAAAGGUGAAGUUUUUAACUAGAUCUGGGUUUCAGAGGGUGGAACAUAAAUGCUGUUUGUCACUUAUACAAUUGUACUUAUGGAUAUGUUUAUUGCAUGUAUACAAACAUUGAAGCUCUAUCAGAGUUUUUAUAAAUAAUAUAAGAAAUCGAUAAUAAGUACUGCUGAUGGAGCUUUGUUUUCCAUAUGAAACUCCAUGCAUUGUUGCACGAACAAAGUUAACUAGGAACAAUUUAUUUGCUAUGAGGCUGCAAUUUGUUACCAUAUUGAGAAGAGUGAGAAUGAAUGUGGGCUUUUAAACUUAAAAAAAUCUAUGUGAACAUUGAAUGCUUUUUCAUACCGACAUUGCACUAUAUAUGCUUAUUUACAUUUUAAGUUAAAUCUGAAAGCUUAAGAUCAAGAGCUUUUAUCCUAUUUGUGUAAGACUAAUUUACUACAAAUAUAAAAAUAUUCACAAUUUUCAA
This is a messenger RNA of Megalopta genalis, 1829 nucleotides long. It is a transcript of the gene Rab10, whose product is annotated as RAS oncogene family member Rab10. The record is from RefSeq and is a predicted model, not a curated record. Gene Ontology annotation, molecular function: GTPase activity; GTP binding. NCBI's taxonomy places the organism in Eukaryota, Metazoa, Arthropoda, Insecta, Hymenoptera, Halictidae.